Molecule: messenger RNA, 1992 nt
Organism: Vitis vinifera (wine grape)
Lineage: Eukaryota; Viridiplantae; Streptophyta; Magnoliopsida; Vitales; Vitaceae
Product: chaperone protein dnaJ 49
Exons: 2
Coding region: 525-1598 (357 amino acids)
Biological process (GO): cellular response to misfolded protein
Cellular component (GO): endoplasmic reticulum membrane
Molecular function (GO): Hsp70 protein binding
Source: RefSeq, a predicted model, not a curated record
GAAAUUCCUAAACCGGUGCAGGAAAAACGCUCUGUCCACGUUUUGGGAAUAUCGUUUUGCUGGAAGCCAAACAGCCGGCUUCAAAUGACCCAAUCUAUAAAACAAGGACGCAAUUUCUUGGACACUUCUCUAGCCUGCUGUCGAUUUGGCUCUGCACCUAAAACGUCGCCGUUUUUGUCUGCCCAAAUUCCUCCGUUAUGUAGAGACUCUGAGACCCUAGUCGAUCGAAAUUAAAGUGAGAAAUCAAAUCUGCGACGCAUCAUCUUUGUGAUCCAUUUGAAGGUUAAAUUCCAAUUCCUGAAAUUCUUGCCUUUUUUGUCAUCAAUUGAAUCGAAAAUUUCUAUUUCUGUUUUGACCCUCAGUUUCUCGUCAAACCCAACAAAAAAUAAAAAUUAAAUUCAGUGAUACAAGUAUAUAUAUUUUUUGAAUGCAGAUUUCAUAGAUAAUUUCCAAAUUUUCUCUCGUUUCCCCUAGUUUUCUAGGGCUUUUGUCGAGGUUUCCUUCAUAUUUUCUGUGAUUUCGAUAUGGACGGGAACAAAGAUGAGGCCUUGAAAUGCCUGAAAAUUGGGAAAGAUGCGUUGGAGGCAGGGGAUCGAGCCCGUGCCUUGAAAUUCGUUACGAAAGCGCGUCGUCUUGAUCCGAACCUUCCUGUUGACGAUCUCUUAUCGGCGAUUGAACGAGAAACGGGUCAAUCGGAGACGCCGGCCGGUGGGGCUAAUGAUGAGGCUUCGAAGGCCUCCGAUCAUCCUUCGGUUCGACAUAGGGUUCCAUCGAGUGGGUCUUCAGCGUCUUCGUCUUCAUCAUCGGUGGCGUACACGGAGGAACAGAUCUCAAUUGUGAGGCAGGUUAAGAAGAAGAAAGAUUACUAUGAGGUUCUAGGGUUGGAGAAGAGUUGUACUGUUGAGGAUAUUCGCAAGGCUUAUCGGAAACUGUCUUUGAAGGUUCAUCCUGAUAAGAACAAGGCUCCGGGUGCAGAGGAGGCUUUUAAGGCAGUGUCUAAAGCGUUUCAGUGUUUGAGCAACGAAGAGAGCCGGAAAAAGUACGAUCUUGUUGGGUCGGAUGAACCAGUUUACGAGCGGCAUCCAGCGACUCGCAGGGCAAACGGUUUCAAUGGGUUCUAUGAUGGCGAUGUUGAUGCAGAAGAGAUCUUUAGGAACUUCUUCUUCGGUGGAAUGCCUCAAGCAACCACCCAGUUUCGGGGGUUCGCAUUCGGGCCUGGAAUGGGAACGAGAACGGGUAAUAAUGACUCUGGUGGAUUUAACAUCAGGGCACUUAUUCAAUUACUUCCAGUGCUUAUUAUUCUGCUUUUGAACUUUUUGCCAUCAUCAGAGCCAAUGUAUGCAUUCGCUAGAUCUUACCCAUAUGAAUACCGGUUUGUCACACAAAAGGGAGUGAAUUAUUAUGUGAAGUCAACCAAAUUUGAGCAAGAUUACCCUUCAAAUAGCCAUGAACGAGUGGCUUUUGAGGCACGGGUUGAGAGAGAAUACUUUGCACUUCUGUCACAGAAUUGUCGGCAUGAGUUGCAGCGUCUCCAGUGGGGUUUUAUACGGGAAACACCACAUUGUGACAUGUUAAAACAGUUUGAGGCUGUGGCAUAAUGACCUCAAUCAAGGUUUGUGCUCAGUGCCACUAUUUCAAAAUUUCUAUUUUGAAGAAAAUGCAUCUGAAAUUUGGAAUUUUGCAUUGAAGAUAUGAAUGAUGAGUGUAGGAUGCCAUCUUGGGGUUAUUGCUAUUGAAUUUGGAUCUCUUCAUUAUCUUGAACACCUUUAGCCCAUUUUGGUGCUACAAACUUCUGGUGCCUUGUAUAUGCGCCGUAAUUUUUUAGAAGCAUUUAUGACUAGCUUUGGUUGUAGUUUUGCACCGCAAUUUGCAUAACCAUUAAUCUCCACUAUAGUGAAUCUCAAAACUAUUCCCCAUACACAAAGUUACAUAUUAAGUUCUAUGUAAUAUUGUCUAAGAUCCUCAAUAAUCACUAUAUAUUUGUAUUGAUCA